Molecule: messenger RNA, 2187 nt
Organism: Maudiozyma barnettii
Lineage: Eukaryota; Fungi; Ascomycota; Saccharomycetes; Saccharomycetales; Saccharomycetaceae
Gene: RAD34
Product: Rad34p
Exons: 1
Coding region: 1-2187 (728 amino acids)
Biological process (GO): nucleotide-excision repair; mismatch repair
Cellular component (GO): cytoplasm; nucleus; XPC complex
Molecular function (GO): single-stranded DNA binding; damaged DNA binding
Source: RefSeq, a predicted model, not a curated record
AUGAAAAAACACCUGAAUAAGAGACGUCUAUCAACUCAUGAACCUGAACCUGAAGACACUAACAAAAGAGGACAUCUGGAGGAUAAUCAGACUCUAUUUAUAAAUUCCAAUUUAGAAGAUGAUGAAAUAAUAGAGUAUUUAAGGGAACCUAAUUCUGAUUACUCAUCUGAAGAUAAUUAUUCCGAAGAGGACAGCGUGAGCGAAGCUGAGGAGUUAAGUGAUGAUGAUUGGGAAGACAUAGCAUUGGACAAUAUUAUACCCAUCAAUAUACCUCUCCAGAAAUAUAACAUUUCAACUGAAAGGCAAAAGAGAGAAAGAUUGGCCAAGAAAAUAUCAGAUGGUAAAAAGAGAAUCAAUUAUAUAAGAAAAUUAAAAUUCUCUCUCCACCUGAUCAUGAUACCUUUCAUGAUAAAUGUACUCCGAGAUAGAAUGAAAUGGUGUUAUGAUGAGAGGUUAAGUAAAAGAUUAAAACGGUCUGUUCCUAAAGCUCUUUCAAAGAAAUUUAAAAAAUGGGGUGAACUACCAAACAAAGAGAAAGAUAACAAUAUCAGAACACUUUUGUUGGGCUUGGUGAUGUGGUUUCGAGAUCAUUAUAAGAUUAACUCUAAUGGAUUCCGUCAAAAUAAUUCAAGAAUAAAUGCAUUAUUAGAGGAAAUUAAUGAGAAAGAUACAUUUAAACCGUCCAACGACAUCGAGCAUAUAUUAGAUAAUCAGGAAAAAUAUUAUGGCUCAAGAUUAUCAUUAACAUCCAAAAACUUUAAAGAAAACGUUCCGUAUUAUGGAAUCAUUAGUCAUAUUAGAUUAAUGGCUAAACGAAAGAUGGCCGGCAGAGACAUACUAACGUUAUUCUUUUUCAUUAUAUUACAAAAUAUAAUUCCCGAUAAUAAAAAGUUAUUUUUAUGUUUUGCAUUACCUCUCAUAGAUUUUGAAGCAGCUGAAAGUACAACUAAUAAUAAGAAUAAUGACUUAGAUAUUGUACCAAAUCGGUUUGAUUCUGAUCUCUUACAACCUUAUUUUUGGAUUGAAUUGUGUUUUGAUGAUACUGAUAUGUUUGUUAUAGAUCCUGUAGUUCACUUAAAUAAGGGAGAGAUCGUAGCAAAAUAUAAAGUGAAUGACCCGAUCUCAAUAUUCCAACCUAAUGAUAAAUACGGUCUUAAUAUCAAACAAAAUUUCCAUUAUGUCUUACGGAUGGGUUAUGGAUCAAACCGGUUAGAUGACGUCUCUCCUCGAUAUAUUAAAAAUUUGUAUUAUCGAUAUAUGAAACUACCACAUGACUCGAUUAUCAAAAAAUCAAGAAAUUAUAUCUCCUAUAAACAUUUUGAAAGAUGGUUAGAUAAAUACAAUCUUUUAACUGGUGAAGAAUCUAAGAAUGAUGAAGAAUGUCUGGUAAUUCAUAAGAAAAUGACUCGAAAAAAUAUCAGUGUGCCUAAGUCGCUCAAGGAAUUAAAAAAAUCGGACAACUUUAUUAUUAAGGAUAUGUUACAGAUGAGACAAACAUUGAUAUCUAAUAAUGAACCUCUCAAUUUAUCUAUGACGAUUGGUCAUCGUUCUGUUACCAAAAAAGAAUUAUUUUGGAAAAAUGAACUUGUAAACUUAAAAAGUAGACAGCAUUGGCUGAUAUUAGGAAGAGCAAUAAAGCCCAACGAGAUGCCACUCAAAUUGAAGAAACAAAGGAAAAAAUCUUUAAAGGUUUUGUACACUAGUACAAAUGAGAUCAAGGCAUUAUUUUCUUGGGAACAGACGAUACCCUCGUUAAAAUUAAAAUGUUUUUAUAUUGACAGCUUUAAUACCAAAAGAAGAAUUAGGGACGUGGAUUUCUACAGGAAUAAAUAUAAAAAUGUCGAAAUAUAUAUGGAUUAUAACAAACCAGAUGGAUUCGAAUUUGUAAACUUAAGCAAUAUAUUGGACGUUAAGGCCUUAAUCAGAGAAUAUAAUAAGUCUGUCAAAAGAGACUCAGCAAAAACUAUAAUUAAAUAUUUGGACGUUGUGAGUGGAUUUGAUUUUAAGCAAAAGCAUGGGUAUGCUGUACCUGUUAUAAACAAAAUUCUUGUAAAUGAAACCGAUUGUCGAACAGUUACUGGAUUGAUCAAGAAUCGUAGUGAGGUAAUUGGUCUUCAAUACUGGAUGAGCUUUUUGAGUAAAUUACAAAUCAAAGACAAGCUAGACAAAAGCUAUGGAAAUGUUUAA